Messenger RNA from Cyphomyrmex costatus, 431 nucleotides. RefSeq lists its product as uncharacterized. The record is from RefSeq and is a predicted model, not a curated record. The transcript has 2 exons. NCBI's taxonomy places the organism in Eukaryota, Metazoa, Arthropoda, Insecta, Hymenoptera, Formicidae. Bases 63 to 431 code for a protein of 122 amino acids.
UACAGUUUAAAAGCGGUUCGUGCAACGUUACUGCAUCAGUUACUCAAACGAUUUCAAUCAGCAUGGAUUCUCACGUUCAGCAUGAACUCGCACGUAACAUCAUGGGUAGAACAUUUGCGUUGACUCCGACAGCGUACAAAUUUCUUGAGAUUGGGAUCGCCGUGGGAUCGAUGUCUCACGUGGAAAUUGCGAUUAGUGAUACCCGAGGCAACCGCAUCAUCCUACCGCACGCGACGUGGACAGCGUUCGUCGAAAAACGGGCGGAUAUAGAAAGAUUGGUGCAAUCGACUACACCAUCAUCAUCGUUGAUGAUUCAAGACCUUGUAAUGGAACUUGUCAAAAUACGUGAUGUGAACACUGUGAAAUUAUCUUUAUGUGACAAGUGUAUGUAUAUGAAACCGUCGACUGUAGAGGAGAGGCCCCUAUUAUGA